CAUCAGAGGCUGGAGGACGCACGCGAGAGUAGGAACAUGGAAGUUCUGGUUCUGGCUCUGGUUCUGCUUCAGGGGUCCAGCUGUGUCUACUCAAAUUCCUCCUCCUUUUAUACUUCAACACCUGACCCAGUGGAGCUCUCUAGCAGUGUCGACUCCAUCAGAACUCCUGCUGGAGUGGUCACUGUAGAGCCAAUAGCAGAUACAUCCAGCAGGACCAGCCGACACAUCAACACCUCCAGUAUCAACAGUCAAACACAUGAUGGAGCCUCAGCACACGUGAACGCCACCAAACCUCCAGAUUUACACCCCGAUGUUUCCUUUACGGUCACGCAGCCGCCAGCUGUUGAUGGAUCAGAUUCACAGAUCAGGACUGAAGCAGCAGCAGCACACACAGAAAGGUUUGGAACGUCAUCCUUCCUAACUGGAAACCAGACCCAGUCUACUGGGACCAGGGCCUGGAGGCUGGUUUCCUCUGCAGGAUAUCCUCAGGUGAAUACAGGUGAGACUGAUGUCUCAUCUGAACCCGGUCCAACAUGGUCCAACCAAGAAACUCCAGUUAUGCCACAGUCAGCCACUGACAGGAAGAGCUACACCUCAGCUCCACCCCCCACAGUUACCACACCUGCAGAAGCACACUUGACAUCUGCAUCCAACAUGGAUGUGGAUAUAGCAUCCACCCCUCAGUCCCAGACUGCACCUUCAUCUGCAGGCUCUACCCACCACCCAGACACCUCAGAGAGUCUGACAGGAGCCACACCUGUAAACUCACCUGAAAGCUCACCAGUAAAUUCACCUGAAAGCUCAACUGUAAUAUCACCUAUAACCUCACCUGUAACCACACCUGUGACCUCACCUGUAAACUCACCAUUAACCUCACCUGUGACCUCACCUGAAACCUUGUCUGCAGCCUCACCUGAAAACUUACUUGAAACUUCACCAAAAAUGUCCCCUGGAACCACACCUGUGACUUCACCUGUAAACUCACCAUUAACCUCACCUGUAAAUUCACCUGAAACCUCACCUGUAACCACACCUGUGACCUCACCUGUAAACUCACCAUUAACCUCACCUGUGACCUCACCUGAAACCUUGUCUGCAGCCUCACCUGAAAACUUACUUGAAACUUCACCAAAAACAUCCCAUGUAACCACACCUGUGACUUCACCUGUAAACUCACCUGUAACCUCAUCUGUGACCUCACCUGUAAACUCACCUGUAACCUCAUCUGUGACCUCACCUGUAAACUCACAUGUAACCACACCUGUGACCUCACUUGGAAACUUGCCUGCAAUCUCACCUGAAAUCUCUCCAGAAACUUCAUCUGUAACAUUACCUGUCACCUUACUUGUAACCACACAUGUGACCUCACCUGUAACUUCAUCUAAAACCUUGCCUGCAACCUCACCUGAAACUUUGCAUGUAACAUCACAUGUAAAUUCACCUGAGACCUCACCUGUAACAUCACCAAUAACUUCACCUGUAAACUCACCUGUAACAUCACCUGAAACCUCACCAGUAACUUCACCUGUAACCUCACCUGUAAACUCACCUGGAACCUCACCUGUAACAUCACCUGUAACUUCAUCUGUAACCUCACCUGUAAACUCACCUGUAACCACACCUACUGUCAUACCUGUACUUUCACCUGCACUUACACCUGCAACUACAGAAGUAACCACACCUGUAAGCACACCUGCAGUCUUACCUGUAACUACACCUGCAGCCACAUCUACAAGUGCUACUCUUCCAAUCACGACCCCCUCCACAACCACAUUUACCAUCAGAACACGACCCACCACUGGCAGAACUGCACCCUCAACAACUACAACUUCUUUGCCAACAACCUCACCAUCAACCACCACACCUGUCCAGACCUCGGCAGGGCCCCGGUGCUCUGCAGAGCUGACAGAGAUCAGUUCCAGUUCGGACUGGGCCGUUGUCCGGUUGACCUCCUCCGGUCUGUCAUGUGAUUUCGGUCUCAUCACAGAUUUGGGUUCCCUUCUGAAGACCAGCAAGUGCAACCCGUACCAACACCCAGGAACAGCCCUCAUCUGUCGCAUCACAGAACUGGAACCAGGAACUCAGUACAGACUGACAGCAAUCUCCAGGAAGGACAGAGAGAGCAGCAGCAUCUUUGUGCACACAGACCCAGUUGGUCCAGCUCAUCUAAAAGUCCAGUUGGACCCAGCUCCAGUUCAGUUUAAGAGCCCAUCUGCGGUUCAGAGAGGAUCUUCUGGUCUGCAGGUGUUCUGGUCUCGCUCUGCUGGACAUGUGGACUGGUAUGAUGUGACCCUGAAGGACACCGGGUCCGGAUUGGUCCGAAGCAACAGAAUCUUGGGCUCUGCAGAACCCAGGUCCAGUUUCAGCUCACUGGUCUCCGGGACUCUGUACAACGUCAGCGUGGUGGCGUCGGCCGGGAACAAGAGUGCCAUAGCUGUGCACACCGCAGUGGCAACAGCUCCUUCUGCUGUGGACUGGCUGCAGGUGACGUCCUCGUCCUCAGAAAGUCUCACUGUGUCCUGGCAUGCAGGGCCAGGACGGAGAGACAAUUUCAGGGUUCUGCUGAUGGACCAUGACGAGGUUCUGCUGAAGAACAUUACUCUGAAGAACACCACAACCUCUGCUGAGCUGGACAACUUAAAGCCAGGGACCUUGUACACCAUCACCGUGGCAACAGAGGCUGUUGGCUUGCAGAACUUCACCUCAACAUAUGGCAUCACAGUUCCAGCAGCUGUGUCAGAUCUGAUCCUCGACAACAACGGCAGCUCAGACCGCCUGCAGGCCUCCUGGACUCUACCUGGAGGGGGCGUGGACUAUUUCCUGGUGACCCUGUGGGCUGCAGGAAUGACCCCCCAGCAACGAAGCCUGCCCCCCAACACCACUCAGGUGGUGUUUGAAGAUCUGACCCCUGGUCGUAGCUACCAGCUGUCAGUCAGGUCCUGGGCUGGAGGUCAGAGCUCAGAAAGCAAGAUCAUGGGCAGAACAGUUCCAGAUCUGGUCUCGGCUCUGUCCAUGUCCAGUGAUAGCAGCACACUGCAGCUCAGCUGGUCGCCCCCUAGAGGCGACUGGGAAAACUACAGCGUCCUGCUGAUGAAUGAUUCAGAGGUUCUACUGAACCGGACCAUUAGUAAACAGAGCAGGCAGCUCGCCCUGUCUGUGGAUAGUCUGGGCCUUGUACCGGGACGCCUCUACACUGCAGCCCUCACAGUGUACAGUGGCAUUCUGGGUAACACAGCCCGCUGCAGCUACCGGCUCGCACCUCGUCCUGUCCAACAGCUGCUGGUCCGUCAGGCCGAUGAGACAUCUCUGAGUGUACGAUGGAGUUGGCCGGUUGGACUGUGGGAUGGCUUCAUUGUGCUCCUUACAGAAGACAAUACCCCCAACCCCAUCUCCCAGAGAACCCUCGGCUGGGGGGUCAGAGAGUGCACCUUCAACAGCCUUACUUCAGGACGCCACUACACUGUUACUGUGACAACCACCAGUGGUAACCUGAGCAGCUCUGCCUCACUGUCGGCAUGGACUGCUCCAGCUCAGGUCGGCCAGUUGCACGUCUCCAACCUUGGCACCACUGACAGUCUGCAGAUACAGUGGGAACCGGCCUCUGGAGACCUGGAUUCAUACCGCAUCCUGCUGGUCCAUGACAGCAGCAUCAUCAAGAACCAGAGUGUGGUGGCGGACACGAGCAGCAUUUGUUUCCAGUCCCUGAGACCAGGAGCUCUGUACAAGGUGGUGAUGACCACCAUCAAAGCCGGACUAACCUCCAGACAGACUGUGGCGGAGGGACGCACAGUGCCAGCUGCAGUCACUGAUGUCCGGGUCAGCAACAAUGGCCGUACAGACUUCCUGACCGUGUCCUGGAAUCAGGCUGCAGGUGAGGUGGACAGUUACCUUGUCAACCUGAUGGAUGGAGACAGGAUGCUUCACACCCUGGCCGUCUCCAAGUCCAGCCCAGGCUGUGUCUUCAACUCUCUGGUAUCCGGCCGUCUCUACAACAUCUCCAUCAGCGCCUGCAGUGGUCGGUACCAGAACCACACUUUCAUCCAGGAGAGAACACAACCAUCGAAGGUUCUGAACCCCAGGGCGAUCCAUGGUGCCCGGGGUGACUACCUGAAGGUCAACUGGUAUCACGCUGCUGGAGACAUGGACCGGUACCAGGUCUUCAUCAAGCACAACAAUAUCUUCCUGCAGAACAAGACGGUGCCAAAGACCCAGAGCGAGUGUGUGUUCACAGACCUGGUACCGGGCCGGCUCUACACGGUGCUGGUGAGCACCUGGAGUGGAAAAUAUGAAACCAGUACCUCAACCCACGGCAAGACCUUCCCAGCACCGGUCCGAUCUCUGGCUCUGGCAGGACGGGGAACUGAGGACCUGCGGGUGACGUGGUUGGCAGCUCCGGGCGAUGUAGAUCACUACGAGGUCCAGCUGCUGUUUAACGACAUGAAGGUGUUCCCUCCCAUCAGUCUGGGCAGCGGGGUGGAGGAGUGUGUCCUGUCCUCACUCACACCUGGACGGCUUUACAAGAUCCUGGUCUCCACCUUCAGUGGUUCAAACCAGAGGGCCCGCUUCAUCGAGGGCCGCACAGCUCCCAGUAAGGUGAAAAACAUCCACAUCAGUAACGGCGGUGAUUGCAGCAGUCUGCAGGUGAGUUGGACACCUGGUCAGGGCGACGUGGAUGGGUACUCCGUGUUCCUGUACAGGGAGAGCCGCCAGCUGACAGCACGAGCUAUCCCUAAACACCAGAACCAGGUGAGGUUCGACUCGCUGCAGCCGGGUCAGCUGUAUGGCGUCAUGGUCCAGUCUGUGAGCGGAGAACUGCUGAACAACAACACCGCUGCAGGACGGACAGUCCCACUGGCAGUAACUGGUCUGCAGGUGGACCCGGUCCACAGCACCUGCAGCCUCCAGGUGAGAUGGCAGGAAGUUCUGGGCGUGGCCGACGGAUACUUCCUGCAGGUUCUGGAUGACAGAGGCAGUCUUGUCACGAAUGUCUCGCAGCCGUUUGGACUCACCCUCCACAGGUUCGAUGACCUUACUCCGGGAAAGAAAUACAGAGUUCUGGUCCAGACCACCAGCGGGGGGGUCCACAGCCUGGGGGUCAGCACAGAGGCCCGAACACGUCCGGCCACCGUCACCGACCUGGCCAUCAGAACCAGUUCCACCAGCAGCCUGGCCUUCCACUGGUCUCCACCUGAUGGAGACUUCCAGCUUUACGAGGUCUUUCUGUAUAAAAGUGAUGAGUUGCUGCAGGAGAAGCUGCGGGUUCAGUCCACCAGUCAGCAGUGCUCCUUCCAGGGUCUCAGACCAGGAGCUCAGUACCAGAUGGUGAUCCUGACUCGCAGCGGAAACCAGACCAACCAGACCUCCAUCAGGGCAAGGACAGUGCCGGCAGCAGUGGCAUCUCUGAAGGUUCUGAGUGGAAACGGGUCAGACGCUCUGUGGGUUUGCUGGGAUCGAGGUGCUGGUGAUGUGAGCGGAUACCUGCUGUCUCUCUACAAUCCUGACGGCUCACAGCAGGCCAAGAGCCGUCUCAGCUCGGAGGCCACAGAGUUUAUGUUCUCAGGCCUGGUACCAGGCCGACAGUACCAGGCCGAGGUUCUGAGCCUCAGUGGAGAGCUCCACAACACAGCUAGCACUGUGGGCCGAACAGCUCCCAAACCCCCCACCUCGUUCUUGUUUGGUGGGGUCACCAACACAUCCCUGGAGAUCACCUGGACUGGCCCCAUGGACUCAGACUACGACGACUUCGACCUACAGUGGACUCCUCGGGACCGGCUGUCCGUCAUCAACCCAUACCACAGCCGCACGUCCGGCAGCCGCAUCCUGAGGGGGAUGUUCCCGGGACGCCUCUACACCUUCAGCCUCCGCACCGUCAGCGGGGCCACGCAGUCCGGAGCCACGCCCACCUACAGCACGCCCAUCCACAACAGCAUCAGAACCAAGCCGGAGCGAAUCCACAGCCUCCACUGUCACCCUCAGAGCUCCACCUCCAUCUCCUGCUCCUGGGGGCUUCCGGAGGCUGACUACGACUCCUACACCAUCGAAUGUCUCUACCAGGACUCCCACACCCUGGUCUACUCGCGUCGCACCGGCCGGGACUCCACCAGCUACAUCAUCACCCAGCUGGAGCCCCACAAGCGCUACACAGUCUCAGUGAAGGUCAUCUCUGACGGGGUGACUAGUGAGGAGUCGGUGGACAGCGUGGUCACCAUGAUCGACCGUCCUCCUCCACCUCCUCUCAGUACCCGGGUCAGUGAGAAGUCUGCUGUGGUCUCCAAGUCCUCCAUCUCCUUCUGGUUUAACUGCAGCUGGUUCAGUGAUGUCAACGGAGCCGUGAGGUUCUUCGCAGUGGUGGUGAUGGAGUCUGAAGGUAUCGCCGACCUGCAGCCAGACCAGCAGCACCCUCUGCCCUCCUACUUAGACUACAGGUCCAACAGCUCCAUCAGGUCUUACCAGACCAGCUUCUUCCCCAGCCGCUGCUCCGAUGGCCUCGAUGCCAGUGCCCAUGUCUUCAACAUCAGCCUGGGGACAGGAAUGGACUCACUGGGGGGACCCUGUGAAUACAGAGACUCAGACCUGAACCCAGAGUCUGCCAGAGACCUGAACCACUUCUGUGAUGGACCACUGAAGCCUAAAACAGCCUACAGGAUCAGCGUCCGAGCCUUCACUCAGUUGUUUGAUGACGGGACAGAAGACUCAAGCGUCUCAUCUCCUCUGUUCACCGACACCUUCCUGUCGCUCCCUGUUGUCACAGAGACUGAACCUCUGAGCGGCGUCAUCGAAGGCAUCAGCGCCGGGCUGUUCCUCAUCACCAUGAUGGUGGCCGUCACCGCGCUGCUCUUCUGCAGACACAGGGCACGCACAGUGGUGGAGGAGAGGCCUGCCGUCAGGAUGAGUGUGAGGAGAGACAGGACCGCAGGAGUCCAGCUGGGGAUCAGAGGCGGCAGAAGAAUCUCCAGUCCCAUCAGGGUCAUGAACUUUGAGUCUCACUACAACCAGCUGUUGGCAGACUCCACCUACCUGCUGUCAGAAGAGUAUGAGGACCUGAAGGAUGUUGGUCGGAAUCAGCCUCUGGACUCAGCCCUGCUGCCAGAGAACCGCGGGAAGAACCGAUACAACAACAUCCUGCCCUACGACUCAACGAGGGUGAAGCUGUCCUACGUGGACGAUGAUCCCUGCUCAGACUACAUCAAUGCCAGCUACAUCCCAGGUAAUAAUUUCCGUCGCGAGUACAUCGCCACGCAGGGUCCUCUGCCAGGAACAAAGGAUGAUUUCUGGAAGAUGGUAUGGGAGCAGAACGUUCACAACGUGGUGAUGGUCACACAGUGUGUGGAGAAAGGCCGGGUGAAAUGUGACCACUACUGGCCAUUCGAUCAGGACCCUCUGUACUAUGGAGACCUGAUUGUCCAGAUGCUGUCGGAGUCGGUUCUGCCUGAGUGGACCAUCAGAGAGUUCAGAAUCUGCAGUGAGGAGCAGCUGAGCUUCAGCCGUCUGGUCCGCCAGUUUCACUACACAGUGUGGCCUGAUCAUGGAGUCCCAGAGACCACUCAGUCCCUCAUCCAGUUCGUCCGAACCGUCCGAGAUUAUGUCAACCGAACCCCUGGAUCUGGUCCUACCGUGGUCCACUGCAGUGCUGGUGUGGGCCGCACGGGAACCUUCAUCGUCCUGGAUCGAGUCCUACAGCAGCUGGACAGCCGGGACACACUGGACAUCUAUGGUGCAGUCUUUGAUCUGCGACUCCAUCGAUCACACAUGGUGCAGACUGAGGUUCAGUAUUUGUUCCUGCAUCAGUGUGUUCGGGACGUCUUGAGAGCCCGGAAGCUCCGUAGUGAACAGGAGAAUAUACUCCAUCCCAUCCUGAGAAUGUGACACUCAGGAGUAAGAGAGACGCUGUGAAUCUUCUCCCAGCUGACAGACGGUUGGGCUCCACAGAGAGACAUGGCAAUUUAUUUUUGUAUCAGCAUUCAUAAUUUUAACCUGCAAAUAUUUCACACAGAGAAACUUUAUGUUAAUUUAUGUAACUGAAAUCUGUUUAGUUUCUGUGGUCAGUCAGCUGCUGCUCAGUUCAGUUAUGAUAAAGCUGUUGUAUGUGAAUGUCUGUGGACCACAGCAGCACCUGGAUCUGUACCUGUCUGUAAGCAGCUCAUUAAACACAGAGCACACACACA
This is a messenger RNA of Melanotaenia boesemani (Boeseman's rainbowfish), 8165 nucleotides long. RefSeq names its product receptor-type tyrosine-protein phosphatase beta-like. The transcript is spliced from 33 exons. Gene Ontology annotation, biological process: protein dephosphorylation; angiogenesis. Gene Ontology annotation, molecular function: cadherin binding; protein tyrosine phosphatase activity. The coding region runs from base 37 to 7866 and encodes 2609 amino acids. The record is from RefSeq and is a predicted model, not a curated record. NCBI's taxonomy places the organism in Eukaryota, Metazoa, Chordata, Actinopteri, Atheriniformes, Melanotaeniidae.